Messenger RNA from Cercocebus atys (sooty mangabey), 4364 nucleotides. RefSeq names its product acid phosphatase, testicular (gene ACP4). The record is from RefSeq and is a predicted model, not a curated record. The coding region runs from base 847 to 2127 and encodes 426 amino acids. Gene Ontology annotation, cellular component: lysosome; postsynaptic membrane. Gene Ontology annotation, biological process: lysosome organization; regulation of neuronal synaptic plasticity; negative regulation of ERBB4 signaling pathway. Gene Ontology annotation, molecular function: receptor tyrosine kinase binding; acid phosphatase activity; protein tyrosine phosphatase activity. Lineage: Eukaryota; Metazoa; Chordata; Mammalia; Primates; Cercopithecidae. The transcript has 11 exons.
GAAAGAAAGAAAGAUGACUUGUUAUACUCACAGUUUCUCCAGAGGAGGGAGCAUGCCACGGGGGCCACAUGGGGAGGCACUGGGGUGCCCGGGAGACAGACCUGAAGCAAGCAGCUCCUUUGUGUUUUCUGUGGGAUAAGGUAGGGUAGAGAGUGGCUGGUGGAGCCAUUUCAGCAGGGUCUGGGGCACAGGGGCUGUCCUGAGUUGUCCAGUACCCUGCCCCAGGUGAUCAGGGCAGGUGGAUAGUGGCCCGGGUGGUUGGGGUGUGGGCUCUGGGUUGGCUGGUUUGUACAGAAGAGGCACGCGUCUGCGCCAGUCCGUGACUAUUUCCAGGAACUGGGAACCCCGGGAGGGGCGGUCCUUCUAAUGAAUAGCAAGGCCCCUGGUGUCAGCGCAUCAAAGUACAGAAAAUCCAGCGCAUGGUUACUACCGUCGACCUCUCUGACUCAGGGGGUCAAGGCUGUGGCUGAGACGAACAAUGCGGGGUGAGGGUCUCUUUCCAAGUCUGCAUCCAGGUUAAAGGCACCUGGGUUCAAAGCGCAGCUUUGUCUGAGAAACCUCAGUGUUUUCUUGGGCAAGUUACAGAACCCUUCUGUGCCUCAGUUUCCCCAUCGGCACAAUGGGGAUGAUGACGAGCACAUCAAGCGUCUGCUGGGGCAGCAGUGAAGAUGAAACGAAGAUGAAACGGGUUAAUCAAAGACUGGCAGAGGCGCUGGGGGAUGGGAUCUGUGGCCCCUGGGGAAGCGUGCCAGGGCCUGCUAUAAUGGGGGUGCUGAGUGCAGGGCUGGGACAGGCGGGACUGCGGCCCAGACAGUGGGCUGAGCUCAGCGUCUGGGCUGGGUGGAAAUGGCCGGGCUGGGGUUUUGGGGCCACCCUGCUGGACCUCUCCUGCUCCUGCUGCUGCUGCUGCUGCCACCCCGGGCCCUGCCAGAAGGAUCUCUGGUGUUCGUGGCUCUGGUAUUCCGCCAUGGCGACCGGGCCCCGCUGGCCUCCUACCCCACGGACCCACACAAGGAGGUGGCCUCCACCCUGUGGCCACGAGGCCUGGGCCAGCUGACCAGGGAGGGGGUCCGCCAGCAGCUGGAGCUGGGCCGCUUCCUGAGGAGCCGCUAUGAGGCCUUCCUGAGUCCCGAGUACCGGCGGGAGGAGGUGUACAUCCGCAGCACGGACUUCGACCGCACACUGGAGAGCGCGCAGGCCAACCUUGCCGGGCUGUUUCCCGAGGCUGCUCCAGGGAGCCCGGAGGCCCACUGGAGGCCGAUCCCAGUGCACACGGUGCCCGUGGCUGAGGACAAGCUGCUGAGGUUCCCCAUGCGCAGCUGUCCCAGAUACCACGAGCUGCUGCGGGAGGCCACCGAGGCCGCCGAGUACCAGGAGGCCCUGGAGGGCUGGACGGGCUUCCUGACUCGCCUGGAGAACUUCACGGGGCUGUCGCUGGUUGGAGAGCCGCUGCGCAGGGCAUGGAAGGUUCUGGACACACUCAUGUGCCAGCAAGCCCAUGGUCUUCCACUACCAGCCUGGGCCUCCCCAGAUGUCCUGCGGACCCUUGCCCAGAUCUCGGCUUUGGAUAUUGGAGCCCACGUGGGCCCACCCCGGGCAGCAGAGAAGGCCCAGUUGACAGGGGGGAUCCUGCUGAAUGCUAUCCUUGCAAACUUCUCCCGGGUCCAGCGCCUGGGGCUGCCCCUCAAGAUGGUCAUGUACUCAGCCCAUGACAGUACCCUGCUGGCCCUCCAGGCGGCCCUGGGUCUCUAUGAUGGACAUACCCCGCCAUACGCCGCCUGCCUCGGCUUUGAGUUCCGGAGGCACCUGAGGGAUCCUGAUAAAAACGGAGGGAAUGUCACCAUCUCCCUCUUCUACCGCAAUGGCUCCGCCCACCUGCCGCUGCCUCUCAGUCUCCCCGGGUGCCCGGCUCCCUGUCCACUACGCCGCUUCUACCAGCUGACUGCCUCGGCUCGGCCUCCGGCCCAUGGGGUGUCCUGCCAUGGCCCCUAUGAGGCUGCCAUCCCCCCAGCUCCAGUGGUGCCCCUGCUGGCCGGAGCUGUAGCUGUGCUGGUGGCACUCAGCUUGGGGCUGGGCCUGCUGGCCUGGAGACCAGGGUGCCUGCGGGCCUUGGGCGGCCCCGUGUGAGCCAGAAACCAUUGUUUCCCUACCCCCAGCUGACACUGGACCCCAACACGUAUGCUCACUAGCUGUUCUGGCUUCUGUGACUUACUGUGCGCCUGUGUGCGUGGGGAACGAGGGCUGGGUGGAGUCUCUGGCCUGGAAACCAGUUUGUGUGUGCUCAUAUGCGCGUCUGUGACAGUGGCAUGAGUGUGCAUGCAUGCAUGUCACGUGUGACCACUGUUUUUGCGCUUAUGCGCGUGCACAGGUAGUCUGUACGUACUUACUGAUAAAAACGUGUCUGUGGCACACAUUCAAGCACAAAUGUGCCCAUGUCUGAACAAGCAGGCAUGCCUGCAUGGCACUUUUUUGGUAGAGACAGGGUCUUACUUUGUGGCCCAGGCUGGAGUAGUGCCAUAAGCAUAGCUCACUGCAGCUUCGAACUCGUUUCAGUUUCUACAGGUGUGCACCGUGCCUGGUUUUGUUUUCUUGGUAUGUUGGCCAGGCUGGCCUCAAAUAAUCCUCCUGCCCUGGCCUCCCAAAGCACUGGGAUUAUAGUUGUGAGCCACCACACCCGGCUGGCAUGUUUAUGCAUGUUUCUAUGCAAGCACUGGAAGCAUGUGGCUGGCUGAGGACCUAGUGGACCCUGUAUGUACCUCCACAUGCAGCUUGUGUGACAGGAGCUUGCUCAGUGAGCCUCGAUGUGGGCCAUGUGCUCUGUGGAGACCCGGCUCACAGGAGUUGGACCCUCGUCUAGAAAGUGACCUACACCAGCUCUCAAAGCAACCAUGAACUCGGGUGGGGUCAGGGGGAUCCGGCAGCAGAGACCUCAGAAAGGUGCACGAUUCAAAGCCUGGUUUCCGAGGCUGUGCGCCUCUGGGCAAGUAAUAGGCCCUUCUGUGUCUCACUCAGAACCACGACUCUAAGCCAGCAGAAUCCUCAACUCCCAGACUUCCUUCCUGGGGGCAGGCAGAGAGCAGGGAAAGAUGGCAGCGCUCUCCGGGUUGUGCACUGCAAUGCUGCAAGCGAUGUGGAGGCGCUGGCCAAUACAGUAGUCACCACCACGUGUGGCUAUUUAAAUUUAGGUUAAAUAAAACAGAGUGUUUGGGUCCCAACCAUUGCACAGGCCAUGCACCCACCACUCGAACAUUUAUCACAUGCUGAUGAGAGCUACUCCACCCCCACUCAUGCAGUAGCAGGCGCUGUGGGGCACCUGCAUGGCUGCCAUUUGAGUCCCUGACCCAAGGGGGAGGGUGCCUCUUCGUGUGGCACAGGGCAGAGCACCAGUCCCUCCCAGGCCUUGUCCCACACCCAUGGCUGUGUGGCAGCGUCUAACCAGAGCACUCGUGGGGAGCCUGGGUGCAGUGGACGCUUAGUAACAGCCACUUGGUCCCCAUUACACGGAGCAGUUGGAGCAAAGUUCAAAGCCACUCCCAGUGACCAGAACCUAAAAAAGGAACAGGGUCCAGAAACACCAGUGAGCGGAAGCUGGGACGACCCCUCCCCCACACCAGGGCCACCUGCAUACCGCCCUAAACCCAUUUCUUCCCAGGGUCCUGAGGGCAGCCUCUCAUGCAGACUCGUCCCUGGGGAGUCCCCAGACCUGCCUCACUGCCCUUCCCGGCAUUCCCUAGAGGUGUUGGGUGGUCAUGGGGCACCUCAAAUGGAUGCCCGGAGCCAUGACCCUGGGAAGGCUGAGGAACGAAUGCCCCUCAUACUUUCUGGCCCUGGGAGGCAGCCUGGCUGCUUCCUUGCAGGUUCAUGGAGACCGCAAGUGCCAGGUGGGGUUCCCUGUGGCUGUGACCACCUCUCACCUGGUGGUGAGAGCCCACCCUUUCCCAGCAGCCUGCUGGAAGGGCCUGUGCAGAGCCGGGAGCCUGCUAGUGGGCAGAGGCCUGGGUGGAUCCCCCUGGACCCAGCUCAGGAGCUGAGCCCACAGAGGGCGAAGUGGUAUGUCCGUGGUUUAACAGGGGCCCCUGUGCCCAAGACCUCAGCUGCGAAGCCAGAGCCGCCAGGGCUCAGUGAGUCCAACACACCCUAAACCCAGACCCAGAACUCAGACCAGACAGAAGCCACACACAGCAAAACCAGACCCAUCAAAAGGGACUGGGGCUGACCACAGCACACAGCCAAUGCACACUUUCAGAGAGAAGGCAUAGCAACAGAGGUCUUAAGAGAAAACCCAUGACAGGCCUGGCGUGGUGGUGGCAGCUCACAUCUAUACUCCGAGCACUUUGGGAGGCCAAGGCGGGUGGACCACCUGA